UGACAUAUUUCUCCUUCUCUAUUCUUCGACUCUUUCCUAACUCCGGCCACUGUUGCAUCAUCGGAAGUUCGCCGUUGCCGUUGUUAAUGGAAAUGGAAGGAAGAAUCCGUGCCAAGUUUGAAGAAUCUAUCAAAUCAGAACUAGACGACUCCCCUCCCAGCAUCGACAGUGUAUCUCUUGCUCGAGCUCUUAUCAUGAAUCCCUCCACAUCCGAAGCCACCGCCAAUUUAGUCUUCCAAACCCUAUCUCCCUUUCUCAAAUCAACUCACGACUCCCUCUAUCUUCGCCACACUCUCUGUUGCCUCUCCGAUAUCGCCGUAAACUUCUCUUCCCUCUCUCGUCGCGUCUUCGAACUGGUCCGUUCAUUCUCUCUCAAUUGCAGUGAGAAUUCUCCUCGGAUACUCGCUCAAGCUCUAUCGGUUCUCGUAUUGAUUUCUGAAUCCGUCGAAGAUUUACUAUGUGAGCUGAACGAACUUAAUGAGAGUUUGUUUCUCUCUAUCGGUUUCCAGCAUUGUGUGGCUGUUCGUCAUUGGUUGCUUUUGAAUGCGGAGAGGCUUCCUAUCCGUCCGCAUUUGUUGCUCACGACAUUUCUAGGUUUCUCGAAGGAUCCAUAUCCGUACGUGAGAAAAGCUGCUUUGGAUGGACAAGUUCACUUGUGCAAGUCUAUUGUUGUUGAAGAUCGUACAAUCAUUAAGGGAUGCUACUUCCGCUCUGCUGAGCUUCUUAAUGAUAUGGAGGAUUCUGUACGGUCUGCUGCCGUUCGUGCGGUUGCUCAGUGGGGGCAGUUAUUUGUUACAUGCAACCAUAACAACAAUACAAAGCACUUGUCAGAUGCAUUGUUUAUCCUGCUAUGUUCUAUGGUAAGAGACAUGGCCAUUGGAGUACGGAUUGAAGCUUUCGAUGCCCUUGGGCAAAUUAAUGAUGUGUCUGAAGAUAUUUUAUUACAAACAUUAUCCAAGAAGGUCCUGCCAAUAAACAAAGGAAAAAAAUAUCCUAAGCCGUGCUCGAUGAACCAGGAGUUAGAAGUGGCACUUGUUGCUGGAGCUUUUGUGCAUGGACUAGAGGAUGAAUUCAAUGAGGUUCGAACUUCGGCUUGUCGUACAAUGAACAAGCUCACCAGUGUUUCUGCUGUUUUUUCAAAAGAAUCCUUGAGUUUUUUGAUGGACAUGGUGAAUGAUGAUUCAAUGGUAGUCCGGUUGAAGGUCUUGGAAACGAUGCAUUAUAUGGCGACAUCUAACCAUUUAAAUAUGCAAGAGACCCAUAUUCACAUGUUCCUCUUUAUGCUGGUUGACACCAGUCCCUUGAUUAGAACGUCAGCAAGGAACGUUUUCCGAGCUAUAAGACUGCGGGAAAAGGCUCUAUUUAAAUUAUCUAUGGAUGCUCUUCUAGAAAAUCUGGAAUUAUAUCCACAGGAUGAAGCUGAUGUAUUUUCUGUAUUAUUUGACUUUGGUCGGCACCAUGGUAAUUUUGCUCUUAAAGUCAUUGAAGAUGUUUCAGAUGAGAUUGAGCCUUCUUGUGAAGGAAAGCUGAACUUUGAUAGUAGACGAGUUGCUGCAUUUCUAGUACUGGCCAUCUCAGUUCCACUAUCUCAUCAGCAGAAAAUUUGCAAUAUCCAACCUAGAUUAUUUUCAUAUGCGGUUACACUUUUGGGGAGGAUCUCUCAUGCUUUACGUGACACUAUGGACCAACAUACACUCUUGCGAUACUUAUCUCAUUGCAGUCAAUCUGCUAUUAUUUCAGCUGAGGAAUUCUGUUUUGAGAUCAAAGAGAAGAUGACAUUGUCUACUCACAUUGGUUCUCAGACUAAUAGUGACAAUGAAUUAACUAAUGCUGCAACAUGUAUGUCUAGGCUUCUUUUCGGAAAGAUGGAAAGAACCUGGCAGCUAGUAAAGUAUGGAUACACGCGCGAAGUACUAAAGAUGCUGGGGAACUGGGAGGAAGAAGUGGCUGGGGUAAAGUAUGAAACAUCUGUAUCCACUUUUAUUUUGCUAUAUCUUCGAAUGAUGAAAUUACUUGCAAAGGUAAUGGUGCAUUUUGUCUCCCCAUGUAAUCUGGGUCACAAAUUGGGAGAAUUGAGCAUCCUUUUAGGAAACCUUAACACAAGCCUACUAGAUAUAAGGCAUAAGUUCAUAGGUUAUACUAAAGAAGAGGAGUUACAUAUAUUGGAGUUGAUAUGUCUAAGUCAUACACUAUCUAUCUCAAGGAUUGAGACAUAUGACUGCAGUACUUUGAAGAAGCUGUAUGCUGUAGUUUCACAAAUGGAAUCACUACAGAAUACCAACUUCGUGAUUGAGCUGAGGAACUUACUCAGUGAAAUUGGUGAAUCUUCUUCCAUUCCCGUUCCUACCCCUCUUCAGAAAGUUAUUGAUAUUUUCUCCUUUAAGACAACAAGUUGCAGCAACUUCUUAUUAUCCGGGCAUCUGAAACACAUAAAAGCGGAAAUAAACACUUGCGAUAAUGAGUUUGAAAAUCCUUCGAUUUUUAUUGCUGGAUUACCGGUUGGUGUAACCUUAAGGAUCAGUUUGUUUAAUGUCCCAAGCAAAAGUAGGAUUUGGAUACAGAUGAAGUUGGGCAUGGAUUUUCCCCAGUUUGUUUUCUUGGAUCUGGAAUUAUUUGAAGGUUGUGAUGAAUUCAGGAAAUUCAUGUUUACUACACCUUUCUUUAAAACUCCGAAAGUAGAUAAGUUUGCUAUUAAGGUUUCCAUUGGUAUGGAAUGCUUGUCUGAGAUUCGUUCACUUAGAAGACACGGAGGUCCGAGGUGCGAUCUGGUGUGCUUGUGUGAGGAGGUGGAACUAUUCUUCUCACAGCCUGCCAAGGUGCUAUAGCAAUCAUGUCUUCAUUUGGCAACGUCAUUUCGAAUUUAUACACGUAUCAAUGGCGGAUUGGGAUUAUCUUCUUAGUG
Molecule: messenger RNA, 2902 nt
Organism: Impatiens glandulifera
Lineage: Eukaryota; Viridiplantae; Streptophyta; Magnoliopsida; Ericales; Balsaminaceae
Product: protein SIEL
Exons: 9
Coding region: 87-2825 (912 amino acids)
Biological process (GO): intercellular transport
Cellular component (GO): endosome
Source: RefSeq, a predicted model, not a curated record